Molecule: messenger RNA, 3615 nt
Organism: Saccostrea echinata
Lineage: Eukaryota; Metazoa; Mollusca; Bivalvia; Ostreida; Ostreidae
Product: SLIT-ROBO Rho GTPase-activating protein 1-like
Exons: 19
Coding region: 77-3481 (1134 amino acids)
Biological process (GO): negative regulation of cell migration; signal transduction
Cellular component (GO): cytoplasm
Molecular function (GO): protein binding
Source: RefSeq, a predicted model, not a curated record
GAAAGAUUUCUCAUAUAUCGUUAUGAGCAAGUGAUAAUUGGAAGAAAGGUCUAUUUGAUAUUUACGGAAUAUUACCAUGGCUUCCUUGGGAAGCCUUCCUAUGGAUAAUCGACAGUUAUAUCUUAGUCGCCAAACAUCUCUCAGGAGAUCCAAACGCAAGUCCAGCGGAUUUGGAGGCAAUGUACGAAGCCAGCUUAACGAACAGCUCAAAUGUCUGGAAAAUCGGCUGGAGAUCCAGGUUGCCAUGGUGACAGAACUGCAGGACUUUUUCAGGAGGCUGUCAGAGGUGGAGAUGGACUACGCCAGAAAUCUAGAAAAACUCGUUAAAAACACAAAAUUACGUCAUCGACAGGAAAAACAAAAGCGAGAACACUGGUCAUUAUUCUCCACCUUUACAACAUGGCAGCAGGUUCUGGACAUAACAAAGAAAGAGUCCCGGGAUCACCAAACACUGAGUGAAAUCUACGGCAAUCAGAUGGUGCAGCGAUUCAACACAAUCAUGGAGAACUCCCAGAGAAUUCACAGAAGUUGUCAUGAUAUAGGAAUGGAGUGUCAUGAAGACAUUAUGAAGACACUAACAGAAUUACAAAAUGCCAUGAAGACGUAUCACACAUACCAGACAGAGAGUAUGCAGGCGGAGAGUAAACUACGAGCCGUGGAAAGUCAAAAGAAUAAACUAGAGCAGCAGCUAGCGGGCAAAAAUGUCUCCAGUAAUCGUAAACUAAAGGCCUUCACAAGGCAGACAGAAAAAAAACAGAACAAAUACUCUGAGAACAAACUGAAGGCUCUAAAGGCACGGAAUGACUACUUACUGUGUAUAGAGUCAGCUAAUGCCGGGGUCAGCAAGUACUUCACAGAUGACAUCUCAGAUCUCGUAGAUUGUAUGGACUUUGGUUAUCAUAAUUCUGUACGCUGUACGAUGAUGAUGUAUCAAUCGUGUCAUAAGAACAUCAGUAAGACGCAUCACAAUGCUAUCGAGGUCAUACAGAAGUGUGUCAGCGACCUUGACCCCCAGGCCGACAAACAGCGCUUCAUAGAGCUCUACAAUGCAGCAUUUAUGUUGCCGAAAAAGUUUGACUUCCAGCCCUGCAAAGGAGAUGAGGUCCAGCAAAUUAGUGCUCAGAAACCCGUACAGGAUGACAUUCUCCAGAGGUAUAAAGCGAUCGGUGAACGCCUCGUCGAUCUCAGGCUCGAAAACGACGAGACGUGGAAAACCAUGGAGGCUACUGAAAAAUCACUGAAUGAGAUGAUCACGGGCAAAAAUUAUGAUGUCUCUGGCUUCUUCCUCGAGGAAAACCCGCCUCCAAGGUCCCCCCAUGAGGCGGCGAAACAGCGGAGUGAAUGGCUGGAGAUGGAGGCCUUCUAUAUAAAUAAGUUCCGGAAGUAUACACAGAGCUGUAACCAGAUUGCCAGACUACAGGGAAAAUACAGUAUAAUCCAGAGGGCAUUAGGGGACAACAUCUCAACCUCAGGUAGACCCCCGUCCCUACCCCCGAAGCCUAAAAAGAGGCGGAUUGGUAGAAGUCAGAUUGUGGGACAGCCUAAGUUAUUUGGAGGGAGUCUUGAAGAAUACUGUGAGGCAACAGGACAAGAAAUUCCACUGGUUGUUAAAAGUUGUAUACGGGCAAUUAACUUAUAUGGAAUGCAUCACCAGGGAAUAUUCAGGAUUCCAGGAGCUCAGGUGGAAAUCAACGAAUUCAAAGCCGAGUUUGAGAAAGGGGAGGAUCCAUUAAUUGACAUGGAUCCCAGUGAUAUCAACUCAGUAGCUGGGGUUCUCAAACUCUACUUCAGGGAGCUCCGCGAGCCUUUGUUUCCUCUGCCUCUGUUUGACGAACUGAUAUCAGGGAGUAAAUUAGAUGACGGACAACGUGUGGAGAAGAUAAAAGAGCUCCUGUCACCAUUACCACGAUGUGUUCUGGUUGUCAUGCGAUAUCUAUUUGCCUUCCUCAAUCAUUUGUCUGAGUAUUCAGAUGAGAAUAUGAUGGACCCUUACAACCUUGCCAUUUGCUUUGGUCCAACGCUUCUUCCCAUUCCGUCAGACCGUGACCAGGUGUCGUACCAAGGCAACGUCCAUGAGGUCAUCAAGACAAUCAUUAUCCAUCACGAGGAAAUCUUCCCUUGUGAUGGUGGGGAAGUUUAUGAGAAAUGCAUCGUCGAUGAUCCAGAUGCGGAGAGUUAUAAUGAUAUAACAGACGUAGAGGUGGAUCCAAGUUCUGCUGAUGAUGAGGAUGAUGAAGAUGAUGAUGGGUGUUCCCUAGAUGCUCAAAUCUUUGAAGCUGUAGCGCUGUAUGACUUUGAGGGAAGGACGGAGAGAGAAUUGUCAUUUAAGAAACAUGACACCCUAUUGGUGUAUCACCGGGUAUCUCAGGAUUGGUGGGAGGGGCUGUACCAGGGGAAGGAGGGGCUGAUACCAGACCGCUACAUCAACCUUAAACACCCCCCUGAAGAAAGGAGAAGUCAUUCUGACGAAGAUGGAGUGAGUCGAUCGUCCACGCUCAGCAAGGUCAGCGCUUCACAGCUCCCCACAAUUCUCACCGAGCCUGAGGAGCUCGAGAAACCACCCCAGCAGUCCACCCCCAAGAACAGCGAAUCAGAAAAACUUUCCCCCCACGUCACACCCUCAGGGACCCCUCGGUCCUCCCUGGGUCCAAAGGACUUCUCAAGUGGCCCGCCUACAUUACCAAAUAGUUCCCCAAAACUCCAAGUAAAGAGAAGGACAGAAAAAGACUUGAAAAUUGUUGAGGAAGAAGACAAUACGGUUAGGCCAGAUCACGAGGAUAUAAGUGCUGAUGUAGAUAUAGAUAGUGCUUUAGCUGAGGUAGUGUCUGGACUUAGAUCUCUGGAGAUGCAACAGAGAUCAGACAUGCAACUGAGAUCAGACAAACGAAUGAGUUUACCGAACAUAAAGCACACCCCUAAACAUACCCCUGAUCUCGUGCUGGAUCUUCCCACGGAGGGCACUAAUGUGUCACCUCAGGAUCUUAGUGAACCUGACAGCCCCACAACCACUGCUGAUACGUUUGCUCAGUCUAAUCAGGGAACACUGAAGAAGGCCAACUCAAUGCCUAGGAAUAUCCCUGGACCUUUCUUAGAAGCUGAACAAAGUGGGUCAACAUUCAUGACUGGACAACCAUUACUGGGAUCGUUUGCAGGGAGGAAGAGACCGGGAAGUGCUCGAGAGGGCUCUGCUAAAGGCCCUGUCUCACCCCUCAUGUCAGCUUCUAUGACAUCAUCACUGACCUCAUCAGAAGUGUCAUCCAGCAUGACAUCAUCAAUGACAUCAUCGAUGACAUCUUCCAUGUCUGUACCACCAGUGCUUCCCCCCACUGGAUUGUCAGGGAACAAACAACCUCCCCCAGUGGCAGAGAAACCAAAACUUCCUCCCAAGGUCAAACCACCUGUCAUGAAAAAGCCCCCAAGAUCUCCAGAAGUACAGAGGCGACAGCCAUCACAGCCAACCACUCUAGAUUCCAAGCAAUGACCUAAGUGAAAGUAGAUUAGUGUCAAAGUGAAAGUAGAAAUGUGUUUAUUUGUGUAAUGAGGAUUAUUUUAUUCAGAAUUCCAUAUUGAGUGGAUUUUUUAUGUAUACACAAGAGUGCAAUUGUAUGACAAUUU